Messenger RNA from Acanthochromis polyacanthus (spiny chromis), 805 nucleotides. RefSeq names its product piggyBac transposable element-derived protein 4-like. The record is from RefSeq and is a predicted model, not a curated record. NCBI's taxonomy places the organism in Eukaryota, Metazoa, Chordata, Actinopteri, Pomacentridae. The transcript is spliced from 2 exons. Bases 97 to 756 code for a protein of 219 amino acids.
GUAUAAUGCACAGUGAAAUGCAUUGUGCACCUCUUCUUUGUCUAUGAGGGAAGGUCAACAGCUAACACAGGGAAAGGACUCAGUUAUGAGUCAGUUAUGGAGCUGCUCAAGCCCCAGUUGCUGGGCACAGGCUACAAGCUCUUCGUGGACAACUUCUACACCAGUACCACACUCUUUCAAGACCUGCUAAAGAUGAAGGUCUGGGCAUGCGGCACCAUUCGGACAAAUCGGAUCGGGUUUCCCAGAACCACAGAGAACAGCCUGGAUUCCAAGUCUCCCCGUGGCAGUGUGAGAUGGAUCAGCAAGGACUCCCUCCUCUAUGUUCAGUGGAGAGACACGAGGGACGUCUCCCUCUGCUCAACAUUCCACCCAGCACACACAGGGGAGACUGUCCGACGGCAGGUCCGGAGUGCAGAUGGGCAGUGGGAAGUCAAAGACAUCACCGUUCCGCCAGUGGUCAAAGACUACAACCAGCACAUGGGUGGAGUGGACCUGUCGGAUGCCCUCAUACAGUUCUACAAGGUCCUCCACAAAACCAGGAAGUGGUACAAGACAUUCUUUUAUCAUUUUCUGGACAUCGCCAUCGUAAAUGCCUUUCUCCUCCACAAGGAGCUCACCUUGGCUAAAGGACAGGUGCCGAUGAACCAGAAGGCAUUUAGGGAGACCCUUGCACAGGACCUGGCAAGGAUGGGUUCUCCCCCACAGACAUGCCAGUCCAAGGCCCUGCUCCUGCUCCUUCUACACAUCACAGGAUGAUGUACAUUAGUGGGGACAGCACUGCCGGCCGGCUAAAGUGCAGAAACUG